AUGGUCCAGCUUGCCUCUACCCUUACUCUCGGCCUUGCUAGUAUAGCAAGCAUUGUGUCCGCUCAUCCAGGGCACAAUGUCGAAGCGGAAGCUGCUGAACGUGCCAACUUCCUGAAAAAAGCUCCAAUUCGGUCACGCAGUCUCGCUCACUGUGCCACAAGCUUGAAGGCACGUGGUGUCGAGGACCUCAACGUUGCUCGCCGUGAGAAUGCUGUGCAGCUGCUACGCAGGGACAGGGGCUUGGAUACCGGGGCUCGCUACCUCAAAGCACGGGACCUGGACUCUGUGCUGGCGACGGAUCACCACUCCAAAUUGACUCAUGUUGAUCCUUCCACCGACCCUCGCGUCCUGUUUGGCUCGGAGGGUACAUGUAUUGUACAACCUGAGGUGACACAGGGACCCUACUACAUCGCCGGUGAACUGAUCCGCAAGAAUGUCGCCGAAGACCAGCAGGGCGUGCCGCUGUUCAUGGACAUCCAGCUCAUCGAUACCAACACCUGCGAACCCCUCCCUGAGAUCUACACGGAUAUCUGGCACUGCAAUGCCACGGGUGUUUACUCUGGUGUUGUCGCUAGCGGUAACGGUAAUUCGAACGAUGACAGCAACCUCAAUACCACGUUCCUUCGCGGUGUUCAACCUAGCGGCCACGACGGUGUUGUCCGCUUUGAGUCCAUCUUCCCUGGCCACUACACUGGCCGGGCUAUUCAUAUUCACGUGGUUACCCAUCCUGCUAAUGAGACCAAGAUCUUGCCCAACGGUACCAUUGCUGGCAUGUACGACGGUCACUCCUCGCAUGUUGGUCAGAUCUUCUUUGACCAGGACCUCAUCAGUGAAGUCGAGAAGAACAUCCCAUACUCGACCAACACGCAGGAGUUGACUGAGAACGCUGAUGAUAGCAUCCUUUCAACGGAGGCUGACACCACCGACCCAUUUAUGGAGUGUGUUCUGCUUGGUGACGAUGUCUCGGAUGGUAUCUUCGCCUGGAUUUCAAUCGGCAUUGACGCUAAGAGAGAUGAUUCUCUCUCCCCUGAGGGUUACUGGACCGAGACUGGAGGUGAGGUCAACGAUAACUUCAGCAUGAACAUGGCCGGUAUGGGUGACCUGCCGACGGGCGCUGUCAGCAGCGCUGCUCCUAGCGCUUCUGCAUAA
Messenger RNA from Aspergillus oryzae RIB40, 1149 nucleotides. Its product is annotated as intradiol ring-cleavage dioxygenase. Lineage: Eukaryota; Fungi; Ascomycota; Eurotiomycetes; Eurotiales; Aspergillaceae. The record is from RefSeq and is a predicted model, not a curated record. Bases 1 to 1149 code for a protein of 382 amino acids. Gene Ontology annotation, molecular function: oxidoreductase activity, acting on single donors with incorporation of molecular oxygen, incorporation of two atoms of oxygen; ferric iron binding. The transcript has 5 exons.